AAGGAAAGGGAGGAAAGAAAAAAUGUUUCGGCACUGAGCUCAGCCGAACUGACGCCAUAAAAAACCAUGGCGACCAUGCCGCUGCCGCCGUCCCCGGCCCCUCCUCCUCCACGCACCGUCUUCUCUCCUAGCUGCGGCGCCCUCCAGACCCCGGUCCACGCGCGGCGCGACCUGCUCGAUGGGGUGCCCCAGAGUCAGAGGCACGCGGCGCCGCGCCUCGCGCGCGCGCCGGAGCGGGGCCUCGCCGCGCCCUACGCGCGCGAGGUCGGCGCGUGCGUUCGCGCGCGGCGGUGGAGCGCGGCGUGCGAGGCGUUCGCGGCCAUGCGCGCCGCGGGGGCCGCGCCCGACAGGUUCCUCCUCCCGCAGGUGCUCCGCGCCUGCGCCGGGCUGGGCGCGCCCCGCCUCGGCGCCGCGGUCCACGCGCUCGCUGCCAAGGGCGGGGCCACGCUCGCCGGAGACCCCGUCGUCGGGAACGCGAUCAUCGCCAUGUACGCUGCGCUCGGGGAUGUGGCCUCCGCGCGCAACGCGUUCGCAUCGCUCCCCGACCGCGACGUCGUGGCGUGGACCGCGCUCGUCGGCGCGUACGCCGACGCCGGGGAGCUGGAACAGGCCUUCGACCUGUUUGAAGAGAUGCAAGAGAGCGGCGUGCGACCGGACGUGAUUUCUUGGAACACGCUGGUGUCCGGAUUUGCAAGAAACGGGGACAUUGGUGCUGCACUGCGUCUGUUUGACGAAAUGCGCCUGACAGGUGUCGAGCCGGGGGUCAAUUCAUGGAACUGCAUCAUCUCGGGAUGCGUGCAGAGUGCACGGUAUGACGAGGCUUUGGGGAUUUUUGAGGAGAUGUGUGAGAGCGAGAGGCCUGAUGCGGUGACUGUGGCUAGUAUUCUCCCUGCUUGCGCUGGCUUGCAGGCAUUAGGCAUUGGAAAGCAGCUGCAUUCAUAUGUUUUACGGUAUGGAAUCAAGCUAAAUGUUUACAUUGGAGCAUCUUUGAUUAGCAUGUACUCUGAGUGCGGAGAAUUUGAUUAUGCUAGAGUUGUCUUUUCCACCAUUGAGGAGGAGAAGAAUGUCACUGUGUGGAAUGAGUUAAUUCAAUUAUAUAUCAAAGAGGGGAGGAUGGGCAAGGCGUGGGAGGCUUUUAACUCGAUGCAGGAGGAUGGAUUGGAGCCUGACAUUGUCACCUAUAACAGCUUCAUUGCUGCAUAUGCUAGAGAGGGGCAGAAAGAGAAAGCAUAUGAACUGUUUUCACACAUGGUUGAUGUCGGCUUGAAGCCGAAUGUGGUCUCAAUGAAUGCGUUAAUUUGUGGUUUGCAUCGACAUGGCCUUCACACAGAUGCACUGGAAGCUUUCAGAUACAUGAAGUGUUCCAGUGAUGGAAACGCAAUGGCUUGGGCAUUUCUUGAUAAUAGCAACCCAAUUCAACCAUGUGGCACAACCAUUACUGGUGUCCUCUCGUUGUUGACAGACCUCAAGUUAGAUCGUCUCGGGAAGGAAGUACACUGCUACGCUUUAAAGAAUGGUUUGACAUCAAACAUCUUUGUUUCAAGCAAACUGGUCGACCUUUAUGGUAAGACUGGCGAUAUGACAUCUGCUGCUAAUGUCUUCCAGGCAAUUAGGAACAAGAAUGUUGUCACAUGGAACAGUGUACUGGCAGCUUACAAGCAUAACAGGAAGCCAGAAGUUGCAUUGAAGCUGUUCGGCAAAAUGCUCGAGUCCAAUUUGCAUCCCAACUUAGUUACAGUACAGAUAGCUCUUUUGUUGUGUGGUAUGACAAUGUCAUUGAGAUAUGGCAGAGAACUGCACAGUUACAUCCAGAAGAGCUGGCCUGGUGGUUACCCAGCUACUCUUGCAAGUGCGUUGAUAGAUAUGUAUGGGAAAUGUGGUAUUAUUGAGGAUGCUAGAUCGGUUUUUGAGAGCACUGUUCAAAAGGAUAUGGCAGUAUGGAAUGCAAUGAUGAGUUGCUACUUGCUUCAUAGGAUGCCUAGGGAUGUUCUAGAUCUAUUCAAUUAUAUUGAACAGUCUGGCAUUCAACCAGAUAAUAUAACUUUCAUUUUACUUCUUUUAGCUUGUAAGCAAGGAGGUCUGUUGGAGGAAGCUCAGAGCUAUUUCUACAGUAUGGAAGAUGUAUAUGGCAUAAAACCAACCUUAAAGCACUAUACUUGCAUGGUUGACAUCAUGGGAGCAGCCGGGUUACUGGAGGAGUCACUAUCGCUUAUUCAGAAGAUGCCACUUGAACCGGAUGCAUGCCUAUGGUCUACUGUUCUUAAAGCUUGUAAGCUACACUCAAAUCUAGAGAUUGGAGAGCAGGCAGCAAAAGCUCUUUUUGAGAUUGAACCAAAUAAUACUUCAAACUACAUGGUGCUUUCAAAUAUAUACGCAGACACUGGCUUGUGGGAUUCCACUGAAGCUGUGAGGGAUGCUAUGACUGAGCAAGGGUUACAUGUUGAGAGGCAGUGCAGCCGGUUAUAUCAUGGUACAGCUGUGCAUUCUUUCGAGGCUGCAGAUUUGUCGCAUCCUGCAAUUCAUAAGAUUUUGAGUACAUGGAAAGACUUGACUAUUAGGAUGGAGCAAUCUGGGUAUCCUCCUCGAGAUAUUGAACCAUACUGCAAUGUAGAAGUUGAUCCAUUGUCAUGCCACCACACAGAGAAGCUCGCGGUGUGUUAUGGGCUUAUCUCCACGCGUGACCAUGAACCAAUACGCAUCUCAAAGAAUUUUAGAAUGUGCAUGGAAUGCCACUCAUCAAUCAAGUUUAUCUCAAGGGACAAGAACCGGGAAAUACUUGUUUCAGAUGGUUGCACAUAUCACCAUUUUAAGGAUGGAACAUGCAGCUGUGGAGAUAUGUGGUAAAUGCAGAGGGGGAUCAACAAAAAAGGUGGGUCUUGUGUACCAUGAAAACUGCAUUCAAGGGCAGCAAUAUCUGAUGACGGUGAUGUUUGCCCUAUCUGUUAUGGCUGAUAUCAACAGUCAAUGUCACCAUCUUGAAGCAUUCAGCACUUCUACCUGCAUCCUAUUUGCACUCCUGGGAGCAAUGGCAGCAAACAUGAUCAGCUUCAAUGUGAAGCUGGGAGCUCUUCACUAUAAAGCGACAAACUGCAGGGAAUACCUUAGUGAUUACGUGCAAGACUGGCUAUAACUCUGCAGCACCCUCUGUUCAUACCAUUUCAGAAAGGAAGUGAUACGUUUUACGCAGCGCAGAUUUCCUAUAAGAGGAUGGGGCUGCAUCAUAUGGACUAUGGAGGAUUCAUACUGUAGAUAUUAUCAUGGUUGAGACUUGAGGCAGUCUCACGCUUCAUCUGUUCAUCUACAUGUAGCAAGUAGUGUGAGAUAAUAGCUGCUUUUAUAUGAUAAUCGGCCUUCGAUUUGCUACAUGAGCACUGGCCUGUCUAUAUACAAUUGUACUUGACAUCUGCCUUCAGUUCGAGCACACUAAAUAGGUCAAUUCAAAU
Messenger RNA from Phragmites australis (common reed), 3443 nucleotides. RefSeq names its product pentatricopeptide repeat-containing protein At5g04780, mitochondrial-like. The transcript has a single exon. The record is from RefSeq and is a predicted model, not a curated record. Gene Ontology annotation, biological process: RNA modification. Lineage: Eukaryota; Viridiplantae; Streptophyta; Magnoliopsida; Poales; Poaceae. Bases 67 to 2844 code for a protein of 925 amino acids. Gene Ontology annotation, molecular function: RNA binding; protein binding; zinc ion binding.